AAUGAAGCUGGAUUGCGAGCUAGUCUACUCUGAAUUCUUCAUCAUCAAGGGCACAAAUCCAGAAGUGAAUUAUCUCUCAAGAGAGGAUUAUCGGGCAAUAAGCUAUAGGAAGUACCCUGCAUUCUGCAAUAACCGUGACGAGAUCUAUGAUUUGUUUGAAAGCUAUGAGAGAAUGAAGGCACGAAACGGUGAUUAUGACUCUGCGGAUCGAACGUUAGCAAUCCUACGCGCGGCAAAGAAGAGUAAAUUUGGUGGUCCACAUGUCCACGAACUAUACAUUGAUGAAUGUCAGGACAAUCAAAUCGUGGAUUUUUCACUUAUACUAAAGCUCUUUGGUAAAGCAGAAAGCAUUAUAAUGGCCGGAGACGUAGCUCAAUGUAUUGCUCGGGGUUCUUCUUUUCGAUUUCAAGACUUACGCGCCUUAAUGUAUAAAUGGGAGCUCGACCAUCAUAUGUACAGUAGUAUAAAAUCAAAGAUGUUUGAAUUAAACACUAACUAUCGCUCCCAUAACGGGAUUAUUCAACUUGCAUCGUCAGUGGUUGAUCUUAUCAAACGCUUUUUUCCUGAAUCCAUUGAUAAUUUGUCGCGCGAGCGUGGUGAGGUUGGUGGACCUCGACCAAUCGUCUUCGCAGGAUUUGAAGCUGAGACAUUCCUGUUCAAAGUUUUCCGCGCUGGUGACCCCACAUCUAAUUGUAUUGAAUUUGGCGCCGAGCAAGUUAUUAUCGUACGCAACGAUGAAGCUAAGAAGAAUGUGAAAAACCUAAACAAGAAUGCCGGAUUAGUACUGACAGUUUUUGAAGCGAAAGGCAUGGAAUUUAAUGAUGUCCUAUUGUAUAACUUCUUUCACGAAUCGCCCGCGCUCUCAAAGUGGCAAACAAUUCCUUCCGAUUUGGAAAACAGCUCCGGGACUUUAGAUAACGAAAAGCCUUAUAUACUUUCUUCCGAACUCAAGCACCUUUAUGUUGCAGUAACCAGAGCCCGGGAGCGUCUCUGGAUUUUCGAUGAAAAUUCCGAAUGGAUCAGACCAAUACUGACGUAUUGGAUGCAUCAUGGAUUGGUCAGAGUGAUCAGUAGCGUGGAAGAAAUUGCUACGCUUCCAACUUUGGCUAAAAAGAGUAGUUCACAAGAGUGGAAUCGAAAAGGAAAGGCAUUCUUCGAACGGCAUCAAUAUGAGCUGGCCAUUACCUGCUUCGAAAAGAGUGGAAAUGAAAAAAGAAAAAAACUAGCAUCCGCAUACCACCUUCAACAAAUCGCCAGAAACUCGGUGAAUGAUUCCGAUGAAACAACUGUGAGGUCUAAUUUUAUUCAAGCCGCCCAAGCAUUCAACGGAUGUUCCCGGCCGAUACAGGAGGCUUCAUGUUAUCAGGACAUUGGAAUGCAUAGAGAAGCAGGUGAUGUUUACAAAAAUUGGGACAUGUUUGAACCCGCAGCGCGUUGCUACUUUAAAGGAAAGAUUUGGCGUGAGGCCGGUAAUUGCUUUGCAAAAGCCAAGAUGUACAACGACGCUACUAUUUCCUAUAAAGAGGGUAAAUUAUACGAGAUAACAGUCAAUUUUAUGGAGAGACACAAACAAAAUAUCGACGAGAAAAUAUUUCGUCGCGUCAUCCGUCUUAUCUAUGUCUGUUGUCGGAAGGAUAAUAAGGAACUAAGCGAGAAAGCCCUCUCUAUGCUUACAAAGCAAGAGGACAGAAUUGAAAUCCUCAAAGAUCAUGCGCCAGAAGAAGUUCAGGAAGUAUAUAAAAGAGAAGGCCAAUUUCGUGACGCCGCAGAAGAAUUAUGUUCACGUGGUAAAUUCGAAGAGGCAUCCAAUGUUUACAUCCGUUCAUCUGAAAAUGAAGAUAUUAUCGAGUCAUUGCAAUGUCUUUUGCAUUUAUGCCGGACAAAUAUACUAAAAAAUACGAUAGGUGAUUACAUGAACCCGGAAGCUCGAGAGGAGCUGCAUAAUUUCGUUUCAAAGGCAAUUGAUUUAACCAAAUCACGGGCGGUGAAAUCAGAAUCAUGGAUGAUUUUAGUGGAGGAGACUCAGUUAUACUUAUCUUAUCUAAAUAAGGAUUUUGAUGCAGUUCGUAAAGGAAUAAUGUUUUUCGAGAAGCACAGAGAACCCGUAGCUGAGUUUCGUGCGAUAAGCAUGUGGUUAACAAUUUCAGCACUAUCGGAUGUUAAUGCUGAUCACUGGUAUGAACGUUUGCAAUUUCUGCAGAGAUUGUGUGAAUUAAUCAUUCCGUCUAAAGCCUCACCGCGAAAUGACAAAGAUGUCGAGGAAACCAGGAAGAGUUUUGAGGAAAUUUAUCUCGUGAAGAGUGUGAAAAGUCGUCCAAAUCAACGGAAAAUUUCUGUCGACAACCCACUUGUUGCUCUUAUAGAGGAUAAUUUGGUGGAACCCUCGGAUUAUUGGCAUGUUCAUGAUGCGGACAUAGUACACAGGGCUGUUUCGAAAUUCAUUGGUACAUAUAUAUAUGAGCUUAUCCUUAAUACAAAUCGAGAUGGUAAAAAAAUUCCAGAGAUAGCCUCAGAGAUGUGUGAUUGCCAAUACCCAAAAACUUGCAGAAAGCAUCACGUGACACCAACGCCAUCAAUUAUUAAAAAGCGCCUGAGACUCGCAUGCCUUCAAUAUACAACGAUGAGACAAUUAAGUACAUGUAUAUCCAAAUUUCGCGACUUUGUUAACGAAGAUCAAAUUAAGGUUGCACUUCGUCCGCAAAGGUUUUGGGCUGAAAAGCUGGUGGAAUUUCACUUUCGCUAUCAGUCUCCUCACACAAGCUGUCCAGAAAUCACAUAUAUGGGGAUCAACGAACUUCCUAAUUUCACAUAUAAUGGACUUAUCUAUCUCACGAACAAUAAAUGGCUAAAUGAUGAAGAAUUCGAUGUUGGUAACUUUGCCAAAAUGUUAAAGUUUAUACUUUUUUCCAUUCAGUUGCAGAAUAGAUGGGGAAUUGAAGAAUUCGAUUGGAAGGUAUCAAGAAAAAGAUCUUAUUCUGAAAAUUGUCCGAUUGGUUUUGAAUAUAACUCAAAAUAUAACGAAUACUGGGCGAUUGGAAGACGACUUUCGUUAUUCUUUUCAUCUCUCCAGUCUGAUAGACUAAUUCCUGCAAUUAAUCAUGCAAAGUUGUUUAUUUCCUAUGCCAUAAAUAACUUGGAAAGC
Molecule: messenger RNA, 3142 nt
Organism: Acaulospora morrowiae
Lineage: Eukaryota; Fungi; Glomeromycota; Glomeromycetes; Diversisporales; Acaulosporaceae
Source: the annotation of a GenBank genome assembly